CGCGCUUCAUAACAUAGCCCCUUUCCGAAAGAUUAUUCACGUCCAUGCACUUGCGCAGCGCCGUCAGCACCAUGUCCCCAGUCCCGUCUCCUCACCACCUAGCGCACUUUGAUUCAUUCCAUACUUUACACCCCGAUCCUGUCCGACCUCGCGUUCACAACUGAGCGGGCGAGCUGCACGCCGCUCCUGGAAUGCAUCAGCUUUUCGCAGUGCUGGGAGCAACACGCCGCUUUCACAUUUCCGCUUGUCCGCCUGCCAUUUCCAUGGCGCUUUUUUCAUUGCCGCAUUCCACUUCUCCCAGCGCCGCACCCGUUACCGCAGCUGCCGACGCCCAUGCACACCCUGCGAAGACGUAAUGACCGCGCUUCGGCGCCCUUCCGAUUCAGCCCGCCCCCUUGAAGCGUCCGGUUCGUACGGUGCCGCGACUUGUAUAAAUGCAGGCCUGGGUCGCCUUCUCUUCCAUACAUUCUCCUGUUUACACUUUUUAGCUUAUAUACCGAACUCGCUUUCGUGGUUGGCAGCCAGCCAGCCUCUCGCUUCGCUGGACCCAGUUCUACUUUGGUAACCGCGAUCAACAUGCCUCCCAAACUGGCUCGCCCAUCCCAACUCCCGCAACAGUCCCUUCCGCCCACCAACUUGGGCGCUUACGGCGCGCCUUCGCCGAGCCUGCCGUCGGGCUCUUCCGCCGGCGCAUCAGCCAAGCCGCCCGUCCACAUCGCCGACCUGUGGGCGCAACUAGCAGCGGCAUCGCCAACAGGCGGAGGCCGCGAUCGCUCCACGCCAUCCGGGGUGCCGAGACGGCCGCUGUCUUUCAAGCAGCAGCUGCUCUUGGGAAGCAUGGGAUGUCACGCAGAGGACGUCCUGCACGCCAACCACACCAAUGCCGAGUUCAACGUGCUCCUGGCCGAGGCCCGAAAGUACAGGGACGACUUCCUGGCGCAGCACGACGCCAAGCCCGCCAGCACGUUCUUGUACAACAUCACGGCAGCAAUACACGAAGGCGACAUGCCGGACCGUGUGAUGGCGACGCAUGCAGAGGUCAUGCAGCUGUGGAUCGCGGCUGCCGGCAGCCUGCGGGCAGAUACCGCCAUAGAGCUCAUCUAUGACUACGGCAUGGACGCGGGCACCGUCCUCAAGGCCGACCAGGACUUCGCGCGCUCGGUGCUGACGGCCGCGCAGCAGGCGCGAGCGUCGGGCGCCCUCCUGACCACAACCACGCCAGCCAAGCGAGCCGCUAGCAGCCCCGCCGAGCCAGAUUCCAGUGCCCCCGCCCGCACAGUGUACGUCGGCCAGUCCCGGGACCCUCAACGUCGCUUCCAAGCUCAUGCCCGCAACCCACCCAGCCGGAUGAAGGAGGACGCCAGCCGCUACCAACCCUUCCAUGACCACUUCUCGCUCACGCGCCUCAUGUCCACCGCCAAUCCUGCACUGGCCCAACGGAUGGAGGCCUUCUACAUCGCGCAGUUCAAGGCUCGGGGGCCGGGCGGCUACAAUGUGCUGUGCGGGCCGCCUUCCGCCAGCCCGGCCUUCUACGUGAUGAGGCGGCGACAUGCAGGCAGCACCCACACGCCCACCACCGUCACAGUCACAGACGAUGAUGAUGACGCCCCAGCCACGCUCGCCUAG
Volvox carteri f. nagariensis is the source of this 1626-nucleotide messenger RNA. RefSeq lists its product as uncharacterized. The record is from RefSeq and is a predicted model, not a curated record. The transcript is spliced from 4 exons. The coding region runs from base 577 to 1626 and encodes 349 amino acids. Lineage: Eukaryota; Viridiplantae; Chlorophyta; Chlorophyceae; Chlamydomonadales; Volvocaceae.